AUGUUAAAUACAGUUUGGUCAGGCCAAGCAGCAGAGCAGGGCGCUAAUACGACGUGGCGGAGGUCACAGGGUCACUAUCGCAUCAGCGGCGGCCACUGGAUCUCGUCGUGUCCGUUUGGCGUUAACCACCAUCAAUGGAGCCGUCGCAAGUGCCUUGCCCCUCUUCAACGAUAUUCGUCCCCGCGCCUUGCUGCUCGGAGAUGUGUCUCAUUUAAAAUAUCUGCGGCAGCAGAUGGUGCGAGGGCAAAUGUCGCAGACUUUUCGGGCAGCAGCGGGCAGCAGCGGCACCAGCAGCAGUGGAGCGGCAGCUGGUCCUCAACUGACAGCAAUUACAAGGGGGCUUAUGGGGAGGAGGCGUCGGAGGAGACUUCCAGAGACAGGAGCCAAGCUGGCCAGCCUAACGGCAGUGAGUUGCGUAGCCGUGCCGGAAAGCUGCUGGCGCUGGGAAGCGCAGUGGGGCUAGAGCUGCUCCUGACAGGCGGUCUGGUGUGGACACCCCUGGCGGCGGCCGCCGUGGCCUUCCUGGUGCUGCCGGGCGCCAGGGCGCUGACGGCCGCCCAGGCAGCAGCACGCGAGGCGGAAGCUGUAGCACGUGCGGAGGCGCGUGUGCGUGCGGAGAUGGCGGCGAGGGUGCCCGUGAGCCCGCCUGAGAGUGCUGCGUGGCUGGGCCGCAUGAUGGGCGAGCUGUGGGAGCCGUUCGUACAGCCGCUCGUACUGGGGGAGAAUCUGGGGCAUUGGGCGGACAAGGUACGGCGGGCGGCCCCCGCGGGGUUCGAGCUGCAGCUUGAGGAGAUGAGUCUGGGGAAGGAGGCGCCUAAAAUGAGCAACUUUCAGGUCCUCGCCGACCCCGCCAGCGGCCGGGUGACCGCCGUGGACUGCGACAUGGCCUUCGACAGCUCCUCCAUGCGGGUGGUGGUGUCGGGAAGUGGACCCCUGGGCCGCUUCAAAUCCACAAUGACGGGAAUCAACAUGAGGGGUCGCAUGCGGUUACAUCCCAUCCCCGACCAGCGAAUGCUCCUCUUCUCUUUCCGGGAGGCCCCCCAGAUCGACCCCAAGCUGACCUUGGAGGGUCCGUUCCUGGGCGCCCGGGACAUCCCGCCCACCUCGCUGCUGCGCUCCCUGCUGGCCGCCUCGCUGCGGGACUGCCUGGUGGAGCCCGUGCGGGGGGCCAUCAGCCUGGACCCGGAGCCGAGGGUGGGGCAGCCCGUUGACACGCUGGUCAACAUCUACGUCGAGUCGGUGCAGGGGAUCACCGCGGAGGGGGCGACCGGGGCAGCACCCGCACCUGCACCCGCACCCGCACCCGCACCCGCGCCCGCGCCCGCGCCCGCGGCGGCAGGCACCGCAUCUCAACAGCAGGCGGCGUCGCCGCCAUCAUCGUCACCGCCACAUCCCGCAUCACCAUCGCAACCAACCUCGACGAGCAGCUACUUGCAACAACACACUAAUCCGCAAUUGCCGUACCAAGACGACGCCACAGCAGCUGCAUUUUUUGACUCGCUAGUAGUUCCCGACACUUCAUCCCAGUCGGGCCCCUCGUCGGCUGCUCAUGGUAGCGGAGGUGGGAGUAGCAAUGGCGGCGGCGGCGCGGGGGCCGGAGGUGGCAGCGCAACGGUGGCGGUGGUGGCCGCGGCUUCAAGCGCUGCUGCAGCGGCCGGUGAAGCCGUGGUGGAGCGGGCGGGGGCGAUUGCGAGCCUGGUCCCCGGUCUGUCCGCUGUUGCCGGGGGGGGAGGAGGAGGCGCGGAGGGUCCUGGGAGGACACCUCGGCCCAGGAUGCUGCAGGUUAUUGCCAUCAACACGGACAGCAAGCUGCAACGGGAAACAAAACCCGUGCCGUACACACCACACAAACCGUCAACGGCCAGCGCUGGUGCGGUUCCAGGGGGUGUCGUACCAGUAAUGCAAAUGCUCCGUCUUAAUGUGGGCCACAAGGACACCAUCUACAAGCUCCUGCAUGCGCCGAUGUGCUCCUACAGGUCUACUCCCCUCACCCGUCCGUCACUGCGCUGUGCGACUGGUCCAGACUGGGUGGUGGGGCUCUCCCCCGCCGCCGCCUCCUUCGGCCCGACUUCCGCGGCGUCAUCUACUCCCUCAUCGGUCGCUGCGGCUGUGGUUUCGGGGCUACCCACUCCGGGCCUGUUGGGCUCGGUGCGGCUGCAUGUGGCGGCGGCUAAGGACGGGUGCACACUGUUUUGGGCGGCGGGGGCGGGGGGCGAGCCCGUGGCAGUCCGAUGGAGACCCGCGGACGGGCCUUGGCGGCAGCGGCACCAGCAGCAGCGGCACCACCAGCGCCUGCUGCCGCAGCAGCUGUAUCAGCCCCCACGACACAGGGCAGGGAGGGAACACCUGCGGCCCAGGGAGCAGGCAGAGGCGGCGGCGCCGCCAGUGUACGGCAGUGCCACGCUGGAGGCCGGCGGGAAGGCUCAUCAUCACGCGGCCGCUGAUGCAGGAAACGCCCGCAGCGCUCCUUCACAUAGUCAAGGGUCGGCGGCGGCAGUUGGCGGGCCGAGCAUAACCCUGCUCAUAAGUGCAGACCCGUGGGCCUAUAAGGAAACAAAGCUGCUGUACGGCAGUCCGUACGAUAGUCCUCGUCCAAGGUCCCUCGUUUUGCAGAUUGUGGAGGCGCGCGACCUGGCGGCGCACGACUGGGCCGGCACAUGCGACCCGUAUGUCCGUAUAUCGUACAAUGGUCGUACAUACCGAACACGGACGUUGUACAAUGCGCACACGCCGGUAUGGCAGCAAACAUUCAUCCUUCCGGACGAGGGAUCGGCCACCAGCCCCGUCAUUCCGCCCCGGAACCGGUUGUUGCUGUCGGUGUACGACAGCGGUGUGUCGCGGGACGAUCGUCUUGGCAGCGCCUCUCUGAAUCUGGACAUGGCUUCCGAGCACCAUCUGCAGGACCGAUGGAUUCCUCUCCAGGGCGCGGAAAGCGGCUGGCUGCGUGUACGGCUUGCGGCAAUUCCGGAUUCACCUGACUCGGCAUCGGUUGUCGUGCUGAGUGUACGUGCACUGAGUCCCAGACGGGGUGCCCAACUGCUAGGUCUGCGAGAUGCGUACUGCAACAUCACGUACGACGGUGCCCGUCACGUUACUCCAGUCGUACGGCAAGACCAAAACCCACGUUGGGACUAUUCGGCUCUGUUUGUUAUGCGGGACGAUGAUGCUGAGGGGCAGCAGCAGACCGGUGCGGGCGGCCAUCGGCAGCAGGAGGCAGUGCCGAGGCCAGCACACCAGCCAGGAGAGGAGCAGCGGAACCAGGUGGAGGGGGCAGCAGGGACAGCGCUGGGGGCGACUGGGGGCGACUCGCCUGCCUCCUCAUCGCAGUUCACUGCAGGCGGCAGCCGCAGCAGUAGCGGCCGCACGCAUGGGGCCAGGCGCGGGUCUGUCAAUGCGGUGGAGAACAGCAGCUAUGUUGAGGGACCGUCUGCCACAUCUGAUAACACCCCUCUAAACAAUGGGCGGCAGGAGCGCGGCAAUGGAACUGCGGAUGGGCGCAGCAGUAGUGGGAGCAGAGGGAACACAGACGAUGAGGGCGAUGGCGGGGCUUCUUUGGCUUCAUUUCCACCGCACCCACUUUCAAUGUCUGCCCGAGCAGCAGCAGCGGAGCCUGCACUGCCAUCAGCAGCAACUGAGACGACGCCAAGGCCACCAAGGCCCCGGCCUCGCUUCCGUCGUGACCUCAACCGGGACAUCCUGCGGCUGGAAGUCAAGGAUUUGGCCCCGGUGGCCCCGGAUGACCUGGGCUGGGUGGAGCUGCCGAUACGGGCGCUUCUGCCACAGCCCGGCGAUAGCUGGCAGGGCUGGCUGCCGCUGCGGCGUGGAGAGGGUGCUGAGCUGCUCGUUCGGAUCAGCCGUAUUGAGCCGUUGCCGCUGGGAGAGGCUGGGCUGCCGAUGCCGCAGCAGCUGCAGCCGCAGGAGUGGCCAAGUGGUAAGGUGGGAGCCGGGGCUGCCGCAUCACCAGCGGUACAGCCGCCGGCUUCAGGCACAGCCCCAGCAGGUAGCAAUGGAGGCAGCGGCAACGGGGAUGCGGGCGGCAAAGCUGUGGGAUCUGAGGCUGGUUCCGGUGGUGCAGGAGGCUCACCCACACAGGGUGUUGCACUGAUGCAGCGGGUGACGUUGGACAGCUUCACGGAGCAGGUGCGGGCAGCGAACAGGGCAGCGAGUAACAUGGAGCAGGACCUGCGCGUCCGGCUUGGGCAGGACGUCAUCCCCAAGUUGCAGGACUGGUGGAAGGGUACCCUGCAGCACGCGGCCAACUCCCUGGAGAAGCCGGGUAUGCAACUCAGUUCAUGGCUCCAGAGCCCCCAGCUUGUGCCAGGCAUAUGGUUGGAGGGCAUCAGUGCAAUGCAAGGCAAACGGCAGUCACAGGUGCUGCAACAGCAGCGGCAAACGUUGUUACCGCCAUCGCCACCUUCGUCCAUGUCAUGGCGGCCAAAGCAGGUGCAGGAGCGUCAGGCUCUGCCAUGUGUGAGGAACCUCCUACCACAAAAGAAAGUCAUGCCAAAGUGA
Molecule: messenger RNA, 4512 nt
Organism: Volvox carteri f. nagariensis
Lineage: Eukaryota; Viridiplantae; Chlorophyta; Chlorophyceae; Chlamydomonadales; Volvocaceae
Exons: 20
Coding region: 1-4512 (1503 amino acids)
Source: RefSeq, a predicted model, not a curated record